This is a messenger RNA of Diachasma alloeum, 2258 nucleotides long. Its product is annotated as mucosa-associated lymphoid tissue lymphoma translocation protein 1. Gene Ontology annotation, molecular function: cysteine-type endopeptidase activity. The transcript is spliced from 10 exons. NCBI's taxonomy places the organism in Eukaryota, Metazoa, Arthropoda, Insecta, Hymenoptera, Braconidae. The record is from RefSeq and is a predicted model, not a curated record. Gene Ontology annotation, biological process: proteolysis. The coding region runs from base 177 to 2105 and encodes 642 amino acids.
CUGGCCUUGAGGAUUUUUCCUCGUUUGUAUUAUCUGGGAUAUUUGUCAUUUUACGGUGGCACGUCCGCUGAGGCAAGUGGAACUGCCACUGGUGCAAUCGCACGGCCUAGCGCGAGUAUUUUUGAUGUUUAAGAUUUUUUUAUGUUUGAUUGUGGGUGGAACCGUUGAUUCUUGGGAUGUACAAAUUCUGCGAAGACUUGGAUCUCGAGGAAUUGCCGGCUACGGUGUAUAGGGAGCUAGUGGAUGAGCUGAAUGUUGAUGAUAAUUGGGUUCGUUUGGGGAAUUACGUAGCGGAGCGGCUGGAACUCGGGCCAGGAUGGCUGAAGUCUCUGAGGGGCAGGGGAGCCAACAGGGGACCAGAAUCGCCAGCUGAUAAUUUAUUGUAUCAAUUGAGCAUUAGAAUGUGCACGGUGGGAAUCUUGGGUGAUUUGAUGGAGGAUUGCGGACUUUUGAGGGCAUUAUCGACGUUGAGAGAGACAGAACCUUUGACCAUCACCAGACAUCCAAAUUUCCCCUGCCAAGAAGUCAAAGUAUCCGUGGGUAAAAAAAUCCAGUUGAUCUGUGAAGCAACAGGCCUCCCACCUGCCUCCUAUGCCUGGUACCACGGCGAUUCAAUCCUGAAUGAAGUAGCGAAAGAACUGAACUUGGAAAUAACUAAAGAGGACCAGGAGGGUGAAUACAGGUGUUUAGUGUCUCAAGUUGGCCUCGAGGGGAAAAUUCUAGAUCAACUGCUCUCCGAAUCGGUUUAUGUCACCGUCAACCCAACUCCAGUUGUCGUUGAAUGCCAGCCGUUACCAUUCGUAGAAAUUAAAAAGGGGAAAUCCCUGGUUUUAUCCUGCAAAGUCAAGAGUCACCCAGAACCGAUUUAUCAGUGGUUUAGAGAUAAUACGAAAUUAGAGAUGCAGACGUCGAGUGUACUGAAAAUUGACAAUUUCAACUCAAACGACGAGGGGAAAUAUUAUUGUUACAUUAAAAAUAAAGUCAGCGAAGUCUACACUGAAAGAUCCACUGUUAUUAUGGAGAUACCGAGGGAAAAGGCAACAGCAAAAAUCGCGUUAUUAAUUGCCAACGAGGAUUAUGACCAUCACGACAGACUCAAGACACCCAAGAAUGACGUUGCAAAGCUCGCCAAGUUGCUGGAGGAAAUUGGAUUCAAUGUUAUUUGCUUCGCUAAUCUGAAUAUUCAACAGAUGAAAAAUGCCAUGUCUAUUUUUGCUGCAGCUUUGUCCGAAGGAGCUUAUGGACUGUUCUAUUUCGCUGGCCAUGGCUUCAAGAUGCAGGAAAGCUACGUGUUAUCCGUGGAUGCACCGAAAACGUUUCUGAGAAGCGACGCAAUUUGCGAGAGUGAGAUAUUAUCAAUUAUGAUGUCGAAAGAUCCUGCACUUCUGGCUGUCAUUCUUGAUACGUGUCAAACAGUUCCUCCAAAAGAAUCAAAUCCAGAUAUUCACAGAGAAAUACCGAGAGUGAAUGAGUACAGGAGCAGGAAGAACUUGAGGAAUUUAAUUCAAGCUUAUUCAACGUCCAGCCAUCGUCCUAGUUACGAAAGAUCCAGCAAUGAGAAUGGACUGUAUGUUACUCAUCUCAGUAAAUUCAUUACGAAGGAUAUUCCUGUGCAGAAGGUCUUCGAGCAAGUCGGGAGAUCUAUAGACACGUGGUUCAAAGGAAGAGAGCGAAAUCAAAUUCCAAUGUUUGCAUUGACUGUGACAAAACCAUAUCGACUGACUGAUGGAAUUUAUGCCAAAAAUUCGUCUCUGGAGCCUUCAAAAUUGGACCAAUUAUUCAGCUUCCCCUCGAAAAAAAUUGAAAUUUCAUUCCAACAAAGUGGAAUCAACUGCCAGGUUCACAUAUCCCCCUACCUCAAGCCCUUCUGCAACAUUAUAAAACUUUCAUUUCAUGUAGUCGACGGUUUAUCAGUCAGCCUCUACAAUUUGGUCCCAAUAGAGCCCAACAAUUUAUUCCGAACGAAAAACAAUGAAUUCUGGAUUCAUAAUCCCCAAAGGAACAAAGGCCCCCUGGCGAUAUUCAUCGAACGAGAUGGGAAUCGAGUGGGCGCCUCAGCCCUCAAGUUAAUGGACUACGUACCUAAGAUCCUUCAAAGCUUAUGAACAUUCUUGAAAAUAUUUUUUCUGCACUGUUUCUCACGAUUCCUCGUUUUAGAAUUGGUAUUGUAUACUUCCUAAACUCGGAAAUUUGAAAAUUAUUGCAAAAAAAUAUUGUACCGGACAGUCCACGCACGAAAAAAUUUAAUCGAAAAACCU